AUGGAAGGACAGAACAAGAAGAUUGUGUGUGACCUCUACAAGGCAUUGGCCGCUCGUGACACCAAAAGUGUGCAUCGUCUCCUAGCUCCAGAUAUCGAUUGGUGGUUCCAUGGGCCACCCGCUCAUAAGUACAACCUUAUGCAGUUGCUCACUGGAAGUUGUGUUAUCGAGGACACUGACCCUUUUAAGGUUGUUGUUGUUGUUGAUCUUGGCUCGAUGGUGGUUGCAGAGGGCUACCACCUUUAUGACAACCGAAAAACCUGUUGGGUGCAUGCAUGGAGUGUGGAGAAUGGGAAGAUUAUAACACAAGUCAAGGAGUAUUUGAACACUUCUCUUACUGUUUUCUCUUACACAAAGUCUAGUAAUAUCUUUUUGGCUUCACCAAGAUCUCCUAAAUGUAAGAACGUGUGGCAGAGCAAACUUGCGGACAAUGCUUCAGUUCCUCAUCUUCUUCUAGUUCUCUAA
Lactuca sativa (garden lettuce) is the source of this 465-nucleotide messenger RNA. RefSeq names its product wound-induced protein 1. The record is from RefSeq and is a predicted model, not a curated record. NCBI's taxonomy places the organism in Eukaryota, Viridiplantae, Streptophyta, Magnoliopsida, Asterales, Asteraceae.